AAAAAAAAUCAGCUUAGUUUUCAUUAGGUUUAUUAGGCAUGCUUUUUGACUCUAUCUAAAAAUUUGAUAUAUUGUUGUGCCAUUUGGAAAGUGUAAUAAUUACAAAAGAUAUAGGCACCUGUUAACUGAAAAAAAAAGUUAUGGGACUUCAGGAUGAUGAAAUAGUAAUAACAGGAAUCGCUGGCCGAUACCCCGAAUGCGACACUUUCGAAGAGUUCAAAAAAGCACUUUUCGAUGGAGUUGAUUUAAUUACAGAAGAUUCUAGACGAUUUGAACCAGGAACAUACGAUGUACCAGUACGUGCUGGAAAAAUCAAUAACAUCGAAUAUUUCGAUGCUCAGUAUUUCGGAAUACAUCCUCGACAAGCUAGAGUCAUAGAUCCUCGCCACAGAAUAAUGUUUGAGACGGCUUAUGAGGCUAUCGUGGAUGCUGGAUAUAACCCAAAGGAACUUAGUGGAACAGAAACAGGUGUCUACAUCGGAAUCGGUGCAUUUGACAGUCUUGAAUCCUACAAAGAACUAGAAAACACUAACGGCUACUGUAACAUUGGCUGCUCUCUAGGACAAAUUGCCAAUAGAACGUCGUACUGUUUUGAUCUUAAAGGACCAAGUUUUGUAUUGGAUACUGCCUGUGCUUCAGGCUUAUAUGCAUUGGCUAAUGCAUUCAAAGCUAUGGAGAGAGGAGAUAUUGAUGGUGCUAUUGUAUCUGCUGUAAACAUAAAUUUGCAUCCAUAUGAAAGCAAAGAGUUCAACCAACUAAACAUGUUAUCGCCAGAAGGUAAAUGUAAAGUAUUUGCUACCGAUAGAGAUGGAUAUGCUAGAUCAGAAGCCAUUGUAACUGUACUAUUGCAAAGAAAAUCAAAAUGUAGACGAAUGUACUCAACAGUUUUAGGAGCCGAUACGAAUUGUGACGGUUGGAAAUUGGAAGGUAUUACUUUUCCAUCUUCAGCGGCGCAGUUAAAACUCAUACGUAAGAUUUACGAGGAAAAAAAGCUUAAUCCAAAUGAUGUAAAAUAUAUUGAAAUGCACGGGACUGGAACGCCAGCUGGUGACACCGUUGAAUGUCAACCUAUUUUGGAUUUCUUUUGCAAAGAUCGAAAUGAACCUCUUCCUAUUGGCGCAGUCAAGACUAACAUGGGUCAUUCAGAAAUUUCUGCUGGACUUUGUUCUCUAUCAAAAGUAUUAAUUGCCAUGGAAGCUGACCUUAUACCUGCCAAUUUACAUUGUGAAAAUAUUGACUAUACUCUACCUGGUAUUGAUAGUGGUAAAAUGAAGGUUGUUACUAAAAAUCUUCCAUGGGAUGGCGGAAUGGUUUCUCUGAAUUGUUUCGGAUUUGGCGGUGCCAACGCCCACGUUGUUCUCAAAUCAAAUGAAAAGAAAAGGUUGAAACCUAAAAGGUUGAGUCAUAGAUUGGUGAAUGUUUCAGGAAGGACUGAAGAAAGCGUAAAGUACCUUCUGGAACAAGCACAAGCACAUCAAGAUGAUCAAGAAUUUUUAGCUUUGAUCGAUGAAAUUCAUAAAAUUGAUGUCGAGGGACAUCCGUACAGAGGGUAUAGCAUCUUGGGUGAUAAUCCAACAACCGAAAUUAAACAAUUCAGCAAACAAAAAAGACCAGUUUGGUUUGUAUACAGUGGCAUGGGAAGCCAAUGGACCGGCAUGGCUAAAGACCUAAUGAAAAUUGACGUCUAUAGAAAUACCAUCAAAAGAUGCGCUGCUGCUUUGAAACCAUACAACGUAGAUUUGGAACAUAUCAUGACCAGUGACGAUCCAACAAUUUUCGAUGACAUUUCCAAUUGCUUUUCGGCUAUUGCUGCUUCUGAAAUUGCUUUGACUGAUGUAGUUAGAGCUUUUGGUAUUGAGCCUGAUGGUUUCGUAGGACAUUCACUAGGUGAAGUUGGUUGUGCAUACUGUAAUGGUGAAUUAACGCCUGAACAAGCUAUGCUUAUUGGGUUUGCCAGAGGCUAUGCAACCAAACUUUCCAAAGGACCUUCUGGUCAAAUGGCAGCUGUUGGUUUAAGCAAAGAAGAAAUUAAAAAAUAUCUUAUAGAUGGUGUUAGUAUUGCUUGCAUCAAUGGAAGCAGUAGCGUAACAAUAACCGGUCUAAAAGAUGCUGUAAAUCAAGUAGUGGCUUCAUUGAUCGAAAAAGGAAUAUUUGCUAGAUUAGUAGCAACUGCUGGCUACGCCUUUCAUUCACAAUACAUCGACGAUUCCGCUCCGCAUUUGCAAGAGUUUGUUGCCAAAAUUAUAACCGAUCCAAAACCGAGAUCCAGUAAAUGGAUUUCGAGUUCUCGUCCAGAAAGCGAAUGGAAUGAUCCGUUGGUGCAGCUUAAUUGUGCAGAAUAUCACCGCAAUAACUAUAGAAAUCCAGUAUUGUUUGAUCAAGUACUAAAAUAUAUACCUAAAGAUGCGAUUGUUAUUGAGAUAGCACCGCAUGGGUUGUUGACUGCUAUUUUGAAAAGGGAGAUGGGACCUGAUGUUACGUGUUUGAGUUUGGCUAAUAAGAAUAGUAAAGAUAAUUUGCAGUUUUUGUUGUCAAACAUUGGAAAAUUGUUUGUCAAUGGAGGUCAGCCUAACUUAAGAACAUUUUACAACGAAGUAAGUUUUCCUGUUGGAAGAGGCACUACAAAUAUUGGUUCGUUAGUAAAAUGGGAUCACAGCGUCAAAUGGUUCACUCCAUUUUAUGAACCAAACAAAGGUUUCGGAAAGAAGGUUACUGUGAAUACUGAUAUGGAGAUAUAUAGUUAUUUGAAAGGCCACAAUAUAGACGGAAGGGUUCUGAUGCCUGCCAGCGGCUACUUGGAACUCGUCUGGAAAGUAACCGCAGAAGCCAAUUCGAAAACCGUUCAAACUUACCCAAUAGUAUUUGAAUCUUUGAAAUUUUUGCGAGCCACCGUACUACCUGAAGGCGAAGACGUAGUCUUUUACAUAAACAUAAUGAAACAAUCUGGAUAUUUUGAAAUAUUCGAAGGUGGAUCAGUCUGUUGUUCCGGAACUAUAAAGUCAACUAAAGUUAUUUCUGAUGAGUUUAUAAAUCCUGAUAAACCAAAAAUUGACGUAAACGGCUAUAACCCAUUGCGCAAACAAGACGUUUAUAAAUGGUUCAAUUUGAAGAGGUAUAAAUAUUCUGGAAUAUUCCAGGGAAUUGAAUCGGUAGACGUUGGAGGAACUGUAGGAAAAAUAAAAUGGCAUAAUAGUUUUACUAGCUUCCUGGAUACAAUGAUUCAAAUAUCUCUUGUAACAGAAUACUCGUAUGAUCUUUAUUUGCCUACACGUUUACAGAAAUUAGUUAUUGAUCCAGUGAGGCAUUUCAAAGAAAUAACUUCAAAUAAUGAUUUGGAAUUGUUUUAUGACAAAGACAUAAAAUUAAUAAAGUCAGGAGGAAUCGAAUUGACCAAUCUGGAAGUAUUCGCAGCGCCAAAAAGACAAAACAUCCAAGCCGAUCCCGUCUUAGAAAGUCAAACUUUUGUUCCUUACAUAACUAGAAAUUCCCCAGAGCCAAUAAAUUUACCAUUAAUAUUAAGAAUAGCUAUUCAAAUAGCUGUUGAAAAUAAUGGAUUGAUCAAGAAUCUACAAGCCUAUGAAGUAGUUUCUAAUAAGGAGAAUUCUUUAGUCAAAGACCUGGAAGAAAUCAGUAAAACUGAUCCAAUGAUAAAUUUAACCUUUGUGGAUGGAGAAUCAAAAAAAUUCGACUUGAUUUUAUAUUCCGAUGGUCAAUUAGAUCAAACAGCUCUCAGUAUGUUAAAUGCAGAUGGGUUUGUAUUAUUUCAUGGUUUGGGCAAGGACGCUGAAGCUAUAGGACUUCCUGUUGUAUAUGAAAAUUCUCAUAAAGAAAAAGGUAUUUACUUACUGCGAAACAUCACCUCUCCAAAUUCACACACCAUUAUCGAAGUAACCAACGUGAACUUUGACUGGAUGGAAAAAGUGAAAACCGCAAUUCAAAAAAAUCAAAUAGUCUACGUAACAAACUCCAUGGAUCGUACCAGCGGAGUUUUGGGUUUAGUGAAGUGUCUUAACCUGGAACCCACGGAAAAAGCACGUGUAAAAUGUAUUUUAAUCAACGACGACAGUUUAUUCCCAGAUUGUAGCAAACAAUUAUCGUACCAAUUGAGCACCAACGUGUUACAAAAUUGUGUUUGGGGUAGUUUCAGGCACCUUCCAGUAAAUCCUGUUAGUACAAUCGAUGUUUCUAGUGCUAGCAAUAUGGUACAAACUAUUGGCGAUUUGUCUUCACUCAAGUGGAUUGAGAGAUCAAUUGAGAAUAACAAACCUUUCAUAGAAUCGGAAUACGUUUACGUUAACUACGCAGCUUUAAACUUCAAAGACAUCAUGGAAGCAACUGGAAAACUUCACAUUAAAAACAAGUCAGAUCCUUCCUGCCUCGACAUCCAGUCAGGCUUUGAAUAUUCUGGUAUAACAGAAUCUAAGAGGCGAGUUAUGGGCAUGGGAUCUUGCGCCGUAAGUCUACAACUUUGGAAUGAUCCACUAUUUACUUGGGAAGUUCCAAAGACUUGGAAUUUGGAACAAGCAGCCACUGUACCAGUGGUUUAUGCUACGUGCUAUUAUGGUUUGAUUAUGAGAGGCCAAUUGCAAAAACGAGAAUCAAUUUUGAUUCAUGCUGGUGCAGGAGGUAUUGGUAUUGCCGCUAUUUCAAUAGCCCUAAGUUUGGAUUGCGAAAUUUUCACUACUGUAGGAUCACAAGAAAAACGAGACUUUUUGCUUAAAAUGUUUCCCAAAUUGAAACCUCAAAAUAUUGGUAAUUCAAGAAAUGCAUCCUUUGAGCAGAUGGUUUUGAGAAAUACCAAAGGUGCUGGGGUAGAUAUGGUCCUCAACUCCUUAUCCUCGGAAUUAUUCCAAGCCUCAAUUCGCUGUAUUGCCCAGAGAGGUCGAUUUAUGGAAAUAGGAAAAGUUGACUUAUGGGCUGGUACUCCAGUUAGCGCUAGCCUGUUUGCAAAAAAUGCCAGUUUUCAUGGUGUUUUGCUCGACGAUUUCUUUAAUGUCAAUACUAGACAUCCUAUUAAGCAAGAGAUACAUAGAUUAAUGUCUGAAGGUAUUACCAAAGGUGAUGUCCAACCCUUGCCAGCUACAGUAUUCUUGGAAGAUCGUAUCGAAGACGCCUAUCGUUUUCUAGCAACUGGAAAACAUAAAGGCAAAGUUCUUAUAAAAAUCAGAGAUGAAACGUCUUUUGAAUCGCUCCAGAGAACCAUCAAAGCUUUACCAAAAAUAUAUUUUGAUCCAAAAAAAGUAUACAUCGUAGUGGGGGGUCUAGGAGGCUUUGGCUUAGAGCUCACCAACUUUUUAAUCAAACGUUACGCCAGAAAAAUUGUACUCAACUCCAGACGAGGUAUAACUAAUGGAUAUCAAUCAUUGUGUAUGAAGAAGUGGAGUGAAUUUCCAGAAGUAAAUGUUAAAGUUAAUACUGAUGAUAGUUCCACAUUGGAAGGUGCCAAAAAGUUGGUAAAGUUUUCUGAACAAAUGGGACCUGUCGGAGGCAUAUUCAAUAUGGCAAUGAUAUUAUCCGAUGCACUAUUCGUAAACCAAACUGUUGAAAAAUAUAAGACAGUAUUUAAUUCGAAAAUCUAUUCUGGAUUAAACUUGGAUAAAAUAACCAGAGCACAGUGUCCGAAACUGGACCAUUUCGUAGUAUUCAGCUCCCUAGCAUGCGGCAGAGGCAAUCCAGGUCAAUCAAAUUACGGCAUGGCCAACUCGGCAUUGGAAAGAUUAUGCGAAAAAAGACGUCAAGACGGGUUGCCUGCUUUAGCGGUACAAUAUGGCCCUGUGGGCGAUGUAGGAGCCGUUGCUGAGAAUUCCAAAUAUGACAAGACUAUUAACGUUUUUGGUCUAGUUUCCCAAACAAUUACUUCUUGUAUUAAUGCUUUGGAAACAUUUAUGCUUCAACCUUAUAUAGUUGGAUCAACAUUUGUUAUGGAUGAAGAAAAUUUGGCAACAUCUGAAACUCGCAAAACACCUGUUGACAUAAUAGCAAAUAUUUUAGGAAUAAAAGAUAUAAGUUUAAUAUCCAACAAAGACCAAUGUUUAGGCGAAAUGGGAUUGGAUUCACUUAUGACAGCUGAAAUUAAGCAAACACUUUACAGAAAUUACAAUAUUGAAAUAGCUGCUGAAGAUAUUAGGAAUAUGACUUUCAAUAAAAUUUCACAAAUGUUUGAAAAAUCAGGAUCUAGCACAACGACUGACAGUUCAAAUGUUCAUGAAAAUGGCCAUCCUUAUGUAUUAUUUAAUGCGAUGCUUUCCAAAAAUAUUAUCAACGAAGUUAUUAAUGACAAAACGUAUUCAAAUAAAAUUUUCUUUAUACCUCCCAUUGAGGGCAACACUGAAAUAAUGAUACCAUUAGCCCAUACUUUGAAAGCCAAUAUUUAUGCCUUACAGUUCACCAAAGACUUGAAUUUUGACAAUAUGCAAGAUUAUGCAAACACAUUUAUUCAAACCAUUAAAAACGUACAGAGCAAUGGACCAUAUGUGCUUUGUGGAUACUCUUAUGGAGGGGCUUUAGGGUUUGAGAUAGCUACACAGCUAGAAAAAUUAGGUGAUAAAGUGAAACUGUUCCUGAUCGAUGGCACACCCAGUUUUGUUAAACGAAUUUUGGAGGAAAAGUUUAAUCAACAAGGGAAAUUACAAGCCAAUGUGAAAGUUAACGUGCUCAAGUCGUUUUUGGAGUUGCUUGAUGAAUUGGACAAUAAAAAGAUAAACUCUCUAUUUGAUGGUUGUGUGGACUACGAAGAACAACUUAUCAAACUGGGAAGUUUUGUAGCUGAGAAUACUAGUUACAAUUCUGAAGAUGCCAGUGUUGCUGCAGACAGGUAUUUCAAAAGGGUAGUUGCAGGAUUCUUUUACCACCCAACAAGCACAUUUAAGGGAGAUGCCACCCUAAUAAGAUCCGAUGAUGUUUUUAAAGAAUUGCCAAAUGAUUACGAUUUGCAAAAAAUUUGUGAACAACCAAUCGACCUCACUUCAUUGAAAGGUAAUCAUCGAGAGGUUUUACUUGGAAACAACUUACAGAGGAUAUCAGAAAUUAUUAAUAAUAAGUUAUAAAAUUUUUGUCCGUUUAUGUCGCCUAUAAUACGUUUUAUCAAAA
Ceutorhynchus assimilis (cabbage seed weevil) is the source of this 7089-nucleotide messenger RNA. NCBI's taxonomy places the organism in Eukaryota, Metazoa, Arthropoda, Insecta, Coleoptera, Curculionidae. The record is from the annotation of a GenBank genome assembly.